AACUCGGCUAAUCAGAUUUUGUUUAUUUGUUUCAUUAACGAAUUGCUUGAAAUAUCUGCCAACAACUCAACUCAAACCACACAACAACAUCAACAACAACAACAACAUCGACACACCACAAAACCACACUGCUUCCAACACCUCCAGUCGAGUUCCCAGGCCAGAAGCAGCGGUCACGACGAACUGGGCAACCUGCUCUGGCAGCAGGAUUCCUGUGAGUUCCUCGAGCAUUAUCCCUCCGAUUCCAGCUGCCCAGUGCCGCCCCUGCGUCACUGCCACGCCCCCGGGCAUGGGCAUGCCACCAAGACGCUGACCAGACGCAAUGCGGAUCUAUUUAGCGGAGAUCUGGGCAUACCCGAGAUCAACACUCACGUGGGCAGUGUGGUGCACACGUUCGAAACGCUGGCCCUGCAACGUCGCCUGGCGGAGGAGGAGGAUCGCCAUCCGGAGCGGGAGCUGAGUAAGUAUGAGGCCAACGGCGGCACCACCACCCAAAGCAAGUACAGCCAGCUGAAGCGCCGCUCGCAGGAGAUGCGCCAGCGGCUGGUGCAACAAUUGCACCGCCAGCGUUUGCAGCAGCAGCAACAACUGCAGCAGCAACACGAGCCACACCUGCAACAUCAGCAAAUCGCACGCUCACGAACACAGUCGCAGCCACAAAAGCAGCCAACCAUGCACGAGGGGGUUUUGACCAACAGUUGCAGCACCCAAACACUGGCCUCCAGCUUUUGGCAGCCAUCCCAGCGAGUGGAUCGCUCGCGGGAGCAACUGCAGCAGUCCACUUUCGAGGACUAUCGCAAGAACUUGUUCGGCACCCUGCGAAGACACGGCAGCCUCGAGGAUAAUGAUGAGUUGCAGGACGAGUCGUUCAUUGUGAAUGCGGCUUUUGAUGAGAUAUUCUCCUGCUACGAUGACGAGAACGAGGAUGACAAGGGCACACAGACGCAGACCAAUACCGAUGAUCUCUUCGAGGACGAGCAUAUGCUGGUCAGCCUGAGCGAACUUGAUGACGAGGUGUUUGCCAGCCGAGCGCAAACGGCCUCGACCACGCCCACCGCCAGUGCGGGAAUGGGGGCUGGGCGAACGCCCAAACACAGCACGCCCCAAUUGAACCUGAACAAGUAUACGGCUCCAUCGCCGCCUCGCUCCCGCACACUCACCAAUCUCUUCGAGCGUUUGAAGUCGCAGGACAGCAGGACGCUACAGAAGUAUGCUGCCGAUGGGGCGCUCAACAAGACAGAGGACUUCAAUAGAGGCUCCACCGUUAGUAAGUCCUUUGUCCAGCAGCUGAGAAAGCCCUCUCACAAGCAGAAACGAGCGCCAAGGCCACCGCCCAAGCCACAAUCCCGCUCCCAGGUGGCCAUUGCCCAUGUGACACCCCUCCGCAAAGCACUGAUCUUCCCCAAGCGAUCCAAGUCCUCCAGCGAACUACUCCUUGACGAUCUGAGCGUCCAGGCGCGUAAGUAUCAGCGAAAGAUAGAGCAGGGAUCAGCGCUGUAGACAGGAACAAUGGGCACCCAGUUAUGCACCUGUUUCUCACCUGUUGACCAGCCAUUUGCCCCCACCUAGAUAAUAAAUCGAUUUUUUCGCAUUUCCGUUUACCCAGAGGCGACGCUUUUGUAGAAUAAGUGACCCCCAAACCAAAAAGUAAACGACCCGACCCCUACCUUCGAUUCUGAUCAAGACCCUCUUAUCGAACCUGAACCCGAACCCGAACCCGAAUCCGAUGUAGAUGUGGAGCAAGUGCAGCUAUCCCGCCGCCAUAAUGGAAGACAAAGAUACGACCCGAAGCAAGCCCAAAGAGAAUUGAGCCAUACGAGGAAUAGAACCCGAAGAACUAAACUAAUUUCGUAAUUUACCGGUAGUUAAAUUAAGCCAAUUACUCGAAACUGCAUGAAAAUCAAAUCAAAAGAUGACUAACCAUAUUUAUAAAUACAACCAUAUACGAGUAUAAAUAUACAUACACAUUACUGUACAAAUAGGUUCGAAGAUGCCCCGAGAGCGGGUUAGAUAUGGAAAUAAAAAUCAAACGACAAUUCGUGCUCUCAGCCUAGUUAUUUACGAGUACACGUUUGUCUGUUCAAUUAUAAUUUAAAUUCAUCUAAAGAAUAUACCAUGCAAACGCGAUAUACAUCUUACAUUAUACGGAUAUAUAUAGCAUAUAACUGCGUCACUUGUUGUAACUUUUAGGAUAAUUGCAAGUCAAAGCAAAUGUCAACCAAUUACAAAAAGAAACAUUACUAACUCUUACCUGCAUGCAAUAAAAAAUCUG
Messenger RNA from Drosophila santomea, 2272 nucleotides. RefSeq lists its product as uncharacterized. The transcript has a single exon. Lineage: Eukaryota; Metazoa; Arthropoda; Insecta; Diptera; Drosophilidae. The record is from RefSeq and is a predicted model, not a curated record. The coding region runs from base 532 to 1500 and encodes 322 amino acids.